Messenger RNA from Lachancea nothofagi CBS 11611, 1599 nucleotides. The record is from the annotation of a GenBank genome assembly. Lineage: Eukaryota; Fungi; Ascomycota; Saccharomycetes; Saccharomycetales; Saccharomycetaceae.
AUGUCGUCAAAAGUGAUUAUUGGCGGAGCCGUCACGGUGGCCGCUGGGUAUGCUCUUUACGAGUACCAGCUACAACAGAAACGGCAGCAAUCAACAUUGCAACCGGCCUCGAUAAACAGAGGUCGUGAUGCACACCUUUUUGAAAACAAGGGUGAGCACGCGGGCGCCAAACUCGACAGCGCCGCAGAUGAUGCGCGUAAGCACGUGAACGAAUGGGCACGUGGUGCAGACGAGAAAGUGACGUCUACUAUGGCCGAGGUGGAGAGGGCCAAGGCUAAAGGUACACAAUGGGUGUCAGACCAACUCGGUGACGCCAAAGAUGCGGUCAAAGAUCGCAGCGAUCUGUAUUUAGAGCGUUCAGGCGAGCUGAACGACAUUGUCGAAACCACAAACGAUCGCGAACGCGCAAACCAAAAUCGCCUCAAGAGGAUUGUGAACGACGCUCGCGACCAGAUCUCGUCGGACAUUAGAAACAUAAAGGAUGGCGUCUCAGAAGACGCCUCCAGCAUCAAGGACGCGCUUGUAGGCGCCAAGAGACAAGGUCACGAGACCGCCAAAUCGUGGGAAAAUUCGGCUCGCGACACUGCCGCAGACGCCAAGGAAGCCACCAAGGAAACCUCGGAGUCAAUUUUCAACUGGGGUUUCAGCAAGGCCGAGAAGGCACGUGCUUUGGCGAUCCAAGAAUAUGAUCAAGCAAACAAGCAGUACAAUGAAUUGAGUGAGAAAUACAAGUCUGAGUCUGGUCUCUUCUCGGGCGGAAGUGACGCUUUGAAAAAGCAAGUCGAUGAGGCGCAUGCUAAGCUCGAUGAGUACAAGCAUAAGCUAGAAGAUGCCACUACCAAAUACUCAAAAUACACCACUGAAAACAUCAACGAGCUUUCCGAUCAAUUGGAAGAACAAGACCGCAACCUGCGCAAGAAGGGAUUCUUCAAGUGGCUCACUGGUGAUAACUCUCAAAAGAAAUCCUACGAUGUUGAUGAAGUUGCAUCGCACAGUGUCUUAGGAUGGGGUGAAACCGCUGAAGCAUUGGCCAAGGAACAACUUGACGAAUUAGUGAGGAACGAGAAAAUCGGACCUAGUGAAGCCCAACAACGUCUCAACGAGCUAAAGAAGAUCAAACAGGAAGGUUGGUUCACCUACAAGGGCAAGAACGACGAAGAUUUGGCCAAGCGUGCCGCUAAGGCCUUGAAAGGUUGGGGCGAAACCGCAUCCGAUCUAGCCCAAGAAGAGUAUGAGGAAGCUCGCCGCAAGAUGCCUCAAACGUCGCAAAGUGUCUCUGAUGCCGUAGACAUGGCCAAGCACAAGCUAGAUGCCGCCAAAAAGCAACUGGAUGACACCACUUCUUCGUGGUGGUCUCAAGGCAAAGAAAAGAAGGAGGAUUUGCGUGAAAAGGCUCAACAGCAGUACGACCAGGCCGAAAGAGAAUACAAGUCAUCUGUGGAGACACUUUCCGAAUGGUCUGACAAGGCCAAGGGCAGGUUCUGGUCCAACGCCGACUCUGCUUUGGGCGCUACCAAGUCUACCGCCGACACUUUGCAUUCUAAGGCCAAAGAAGGUUUGGACACAGCUCAGAGCUAUGUCCAGGAAAAGAAGGACUGA